Knipowitschia caucasica is the source of this 2589-nucleotide messenger RNA. The record is from the annotation of a GenBank genome assembly. Lineage: Eukaryota; Metazoa; Chordata; Actinopteri; Gobiiformes; Gobiidae.
AUGGUGAACUGCCCUAGAGGUCCAGCCGCUGAGGUGACGGAGAAGUGGUGUCAAGGCUCAGAGAGGUACCUGAUGGUGGGUACUCUUCUGGUGGAUAACCUGAUGAUUAAAGGGCGGGCGGAGGACCCCGGCCGGACCAUCGAGCUCACGUUACUGGACAACACAGAUUACUGGUUCCUCCUGGACCCAACCCGACAAAGGCUCUACCUCAACAGCACCGGCCGCGUCCUGGACCGAGAUCCCCCAGUCUCGAUCACUACACUCGUGGUCAGGGUGGAGUGCCGAAACCUAAUCAUCGGUAACACCAUCCGGCACGAGGUCCGUGUCAUCCUGCGAGACAUCAACGACAACGGCCCCAUAUUCCAACACCCCAGCUAUUACGUCGCUGUCAACGAGCUCACACCAGUUGGAUUAACAAUAUACUCUGGCUUUGCUGGACAAAAUGGAGCAGUGGACAUUGAUGAUGGACCCAAUGGACAAGUGGAAUACAGCGUGCUUUAUAACCCCAAUGACACAGACUCCAACGACACCAUACGUGUCGCCAACACGCUCUCGGGGCACAUAGCGUUGAACAGAAGACUGAACUACGAAGAGAAAACUCGCUAUCUCGUUCUAAUACAGGCGAAUGACCGCGCUGGCUUCGGCCCCAACAGGAGGACCGCCACCACCACCCUGACCGUGGACGUCCUGGAUGGAGACGACCUGGGCCCCAUGUUCCUGCCAUGUAACCGGGUCAACAACACUCAGGACUGCACGCCUCUGACUUACCACGUGGCCAUCCCCGAGUUCACCGAUCCGAAAAAGCUGAAUCCUCUGAAUGUGACCCCUGAAAUCCGAGCCGUUGACAUGGACCAAAACAUCCAGCCGCCAUCGGACCGGCCGCGCAUCCUCUACUCCAUCCUGCUCGGUCAGCCGAACACGUUUGCCCAGUACUUCUCCCUGAACAGGACCACUGCAGAGCUGCGGGUGCUGCAGCCCAUCAGCAGAGACCUGUACCAGCGCUUCACCCUCAUCAUUAAGGCUGAGCAGGACAACGGACACCCUCUGCCCGCAUUCGCCGACCUCAUUAUCGACAUCCUUGACGAGAACAAUCAGGCCCCUUAUUUCCAGUUUGCCACUUACCAGGGCUUCGUGAGCGAGUCGGCCCCUGUGGGAACGACCAUAUUCUCCAGCACCAACCUCACCGAACCCCUGGGAAUCAUCGCGCUGGAUAAUGACAUCGAAGAGCUGGCUCCCGGUGAUACUCCUACCAAAGACCCCAUGGUGACUAUUACAUUGAAUGACUACACGACCAUCUUCAGCCUGACACCAUCUGGUUUAGUGCGUCACCUGAGGCUGCUCAAGCCCGUGGACAGAGAGACCCAGCCGACCUAUUCUUUCACGAUGGUGGCCUCAGACGGCGUGCAGCAGAGCCAGCCAGUCACGGUCAACAUCCUGGUCAUCGACGCCAACGACAACACGCCGACGUUCCCCAAGGUCUCCUACAGCGUGGAAGUGUUCACGGACAUGCAGCAUGGGGAGACCGUCAUUCAGCUGAGUGCGACGGAUGCAGACGAGGGGCUGAACGGCUUGGUGACCUAUGAGAUUGUGUUGGGGGCUCAGGGCGACUUCAUCAUCAAUAAUCGCAGCGGCCGCAUCUCCAUCGCCCCAGGAGUCAACCUUGUGGUGGGGAGGUCCUACACACUCACUGUGAGGGCUUCGGACAGCGCACCUGAGGCACAGAGAAAGAGCUCCAUCACCACAGUGUCCAUCGAGGUGCUGCCUCCCAACAACCAGAGCCCCCCACGCUUCCCCUUGGCCAUCUACAACCUGGAGGUCAGCGAGGCCAUGAGGAUUGGGGCCAUUCUGCUCAACCUGCAGGCCACAGACAGAGAGAAUGACCCCAUCACGUAUACCAUCGUGAGAGGGGAUCCACAGCAAGUCUUCAACCUGACACGCACGAUUGGCCUUCUACUGUUGAGGAACCCGCUGGACCGUGAGACCACUGACCAGUACCGCUUGAUCGUCACCGCUUCAGACGGGAACCCAGGAGGAACCUCCACUACCACUGUGGACAUCGUAGUCACCGACGUCAACGACAACGACCCACUGUUCAAUGUCACCACCCCUUCCAACUUCACAGUCAGAGAGGAGGAGGCCAAUCUUUUCGUGGGACAAGUUACGCUUCAGUACAAAAAAGAGGGGGGGGAUGUGUUUGAAUUUGCAGCCAGAAGCGCCCUGGAGCUCUUCCCACCACAUCUUCUGUCUGCCCGUCUGUCUUACCUUCCAAGGGUUUCUGUGCUGGCCUCAAACCAACCUGAGCAGAGAAAUUCUGCCGUGGAGGCGGAACAGGUGUCCACAGCCACAGCUAGCGGGUAUGGUAAUGCCGUGGUGGCGGCAAGAGCUAGCAUCAUCACAGACACUGUGACAGAUCCCAAAGGGAACCUGGAGGUAGAGGAUGAUAAUCAAGAAUCUCAACAGGAUUUGAACGCACUGGACCUCUUCGUGGAGUUGAGGAUACUUCGAGAGAUGAUCCCAAAGGGAACAACUACAGCCCUUAAAACACUUCGUAACGGUGGCAUCAGGGGAGCGAAGCUUUUCAAAGCUUAA